Molecule: messenger RNA, 768 nt
Organism: Fusarium musae
Lineage: Eukaryota; Fungi; Ascomycota; Sordariomycetes; Hypocreales; Nectriaceae
Product: N-acetylglucosaminyltransferase
Exons: 3
Coding region: 1-768 (255 amino acids)
Molecular function (GO): glycosyltransferase activity
Source: RefSeq, a predicted model, not a curated record
AUGUUCGAGGCAAAUAACGGCAGUUCUGUGGAUACCCAAUUGCUUAUCAAGGCUCGCGAUGAAUAUCGAGUCAAGCUCGUUCCCAUUACAGUCCAGCACAAGGAUAAUAAAGAUAAUACCUGGGCUGAUUCAUACACAAAGCUCCUCGCUUUUAAUCAGACCCAAUACAGCCGCGUGCUUUCUAUCGAUUCUGAUUCCACGCUCUUGCAAAACAUGGAUGAACUAUUCCUUUCGCCCCCAGCACCAGUAGCUAUGCCAAGAGCUUACUGGCUGUUUCCUGAGAAGGAGAUCCUCUCAUCUCAGGUAAUACUUCUCCAACCUUCAGAAAAGGAAUUUGCUCGCAUUAUGGCCAAGGUGGACUCUGCCUCUGAGAACGACUUUGAUAUGGAGAUUGUGAACUACCUGUAUCGCGAGAGUGCUCUUGUCCUCCCGCAUCGUCCCUAUGACUUGCUAACGGGCGAGUUCCGUGCAAACGAUCACAAGAGGUAUCUCGGCUCUGACACUGAGCCUUGGGAUCCCGCCACUGUCUACAACGAAGCCAAACUCGUCCAUUUUUCGGACUGGCCGGUUUCCAAGCCAUGGAUACAAACGGAUGAGGAACUUCGCCUCCAGUCACAACCCAACUGCACAACUUUGGCAGAUGGUGCAGAGGACUGCGCGGCAAGGAUAAUAUGGAACUCUUUCUAUACAGAUUUCAAACGAAAGCGGAAGGAAAUUUGCGGACUGGAUGAGGUAGUGAUAUUGCCCGAGGAAGAAUACGAGGAAUAA